AUGCACUCGAACCUUCUUGGGAUAUUCGAUUUCGGGCUAACAAGGAGAAAGCGACGCGGUGAGGUUUUGGAGGCAAACGGCAGUGAUCCGAACCUCCUAGGCACGUUGCUGAAAGACGCAUUGAGACCCGUCCACUAUCGACGCCGGUUACAGACCACCGUUACCGAGGCACAAAAGUUUGCGACUGAUUACUGCAACCGCCAUGACGAGGUUGCCGACCUUGACGGGCUUCUGAAGCAGAUCGAGACGUUCUCUGACGAUGUUGGUAACUAUAUCGGUCAAUUAGAUCAAAUCACGAGGGAUCUGAUUCAAAUGGAAUUCAACCUGGUCUCUAUCAAUGAGGCGCGCCAGUCAGUGAAGAUGGCGGCGAGCUUGAAGAGAUUGAGUUGGAUCACGUUCAUUUUUUUACCUCUGACCUUCAUAGCAACCUGUUUUGGUAUGAACAUUGAUAUCCUAGAAACUGAACCCCCGUGGUAUUACUAUCUUCCCUUUGCCGGGGUCACAAUCUUUCUCACUUCGGCGGUGUGGCUCCUCUUCAAGUACAGCAGGUUGGAGGAUAGCAUCGAAAGGGUAAUGGGUUCGGUGCUCACGAGGAAGCAAGCCGAUAACGACGGAAGACAAAUGUUCCAUUUUUGA
This is a messenger RNA of Colletotrichum chrysophilum, 636 nucleotides long. RefSeq lists its product as uncharacterized. The transcript has 5 exons. The record is from RefSeq and is a predicted model, not a curated record. Bases 1 to 636 code for a protein of 211 amino acids. Lineage: Eukaryota; Fungi; Ascomycota; Sordariomycetes; Glomerellales; Glomerellaceae. Gene Ontology annotation, biological process: metal ion transport; transmembrane transport. Gene Ontology annotation, cellular component: membrane. Gene Ontology annotation, molecular function: magnesium ion transmembrane transporter activity; magnesium ion binding; cobalt ion transmembrane transporter activity.